UGUCAGGAACACGCUGCGACAGAGUCGAAAAAUGAGCAGGAAUCGUAGGCGGAGCUUGCCCUGCAGUACAUCGCCUUCAGAUGAAGAGCAGCCCGCCCAAGUCGAGCAAAAUGGAAAUGGCCAGACAAGUUUGAGAUCCCGAUCUCUGUCCAGCCAAGAGCUCUUGGUCCAAGCUUCGUCGGUCUUUGAAAAUGAGGCACGGACACCGGCACCACAAGUGGUCGAUGUGGCAGUCGGCACUGAAUCAAGAACGGAAAUCCUGGACUGGAGCACAUCAUCUCCGUCCCUCGAUCAGGAUCAGUGGAAUGAAGAAGAUCUAUCUUCGUUUUACGAGGGUUCCAGUCUUCACGAUUUACCCAAAUUUUCCCUCCGAAAUUAUCCCCACAUUUUGGUGGAGCCAACAAAAGGAGCGAAGGAAAGCGAUACAGAUCCCAAAAGUUCGCAGCCGAAAGAGAAUCCCCCAACGUCUACUCCCAUUGAGCCGAUAUCCGAAGUGCCCUUUGAAGAACCCAUUUAUGAGAAGGACCUUUCUCCUGCCAAAGAGCCCACGAAAUUCACAAGACCCCACAUCGAUCGAUUGUCUUCGGUGUCAUCGGAUGUUUCGCCCAGCAGCCUUCACCAGUCUUCCUUUGAGGACGACCCUUCUAUGAAAUUUGCCUCCAUUAAUGAGAUCCUAUCACUCCAGAGAUCCACCAGCUCCUCAGAUCUGUACUAUAAGGAAGAACCACUGAUCACAAAAACUCAAAAGUUCUAUAAAAAAAGAGCUCCCUUGGUCCCUCGAUACGACUCGGAGGACUCAUACGCCAUAAACAAGGAAUUUGUUCCACAGGACGUCAUAGUGGAAACUCUCGGUGUGUCCGAUACGGAAUCGCCGGAUUCGUUCAGCGAAUACGAUGCCGAAAAGCGGAAAAACAGUGAUAUGUGGGACACUGGGAGUAGGAGUAUCGGUUCCAAGGAGUCCUUCACUUUGAGCCGUGCAGGAGGACGACUGGGCUCUGGUAUGGUUUUUGUAAAUCUACAUGGUGAUACCACCAGACGGCGGUUUCGGCUGGGUGAUCAUGGUGCUGUCAUUCCUGGCCCAGCUAAUCAUCGAUGGCCUGAUCUUCACCGUGGGCAUCCUACUGCCAUUUAUGGCCAAGGAUCUGGGCGUGGAGAGGACGGCGGUGCUGUUCGUGGCCAGUGUCCAGAUUGGCUGCUACUUUACCAGUGGAGCAUUCGCCGCGGUGCUAAUAAAUCGGUUUGGUUUCCGGAAGGCUGGCAUCGCCGGGGUACUAUGCUCCUCAUCCGCCAUUAUGGCCUCCGGCUGGAGCGUGAACCUGGUUAUGCUGAUCUGCUUCUACAGCGUUCUUGCGCAGGUGGCAUGUCGUUGAGCCUGAUCUGGGCGAGUUCGCAGCUGAUCGUGGGCUACUAUUUCGAGCGGUAUCGUCCGAUGGCCCACGGCUUCUGCUGCAGUGGCGGUGGCAUUGGGAUAGUGCUCUUUACUUUGCUCAACAGUUGGCUAGUGCCCAUCAUCGGGUGGAGGAACAUGGUCCGGGUGCAGAGCGGACUGGUGCUAUUGAUCCUGCCAAUGGUCAUGUGCUUUGUGGAAGUGGCUCCCACCCAGGUGGGACUGUACCACCACCCGGAUAUCUUGGAGACCAGUUCGGAUGAGUAUUACGGCAACUUCUACGUGCACGACUACCUGCGUCUAUCCACCCAGACCAAUAAGAGUCGCAGUUUCAUGAGCAUGUAUGAGCUGCCUCGCAAAAAGCGGCGAUGCGCCAAGUUCUGUUCCUGCUGCACCGACUGCUGUGGAAAGAGGCACAAGAAGUCAAUGCGCGAAGAGGAGCACAAUCUGCUCAUUCGUCCUGCACCCAUGGAGCGGGAUGAUUUCUUCUACACAGGACCCGCCGAAUACGAAAGGCCACACAGCAAGGAGCGACUGGAGGGCAAGGAGAUCAUCCUGAUGGGAUCCGAUAAGAAUACCCAGCAGGUGAACUAUGGUAUUAAGAAAAUUCACGUAGAAGAAACAAAACAAUCCGACCAUAGCAGUCACCACAGAAUGCAGAGAUGGGAAAAGGUGCCCCCAAAGAAACAAAAUGCCAAGAGCUGGCGAAAUAGCCGGGUUAUGCUCACCCUGGUCAAGCUCUUCGACUAUCAUUUGAUGAAAAACUUCGAGUUCCGGGUGCUGGUCGCUUCCGCUUUUCUGUAUCCGAUGGGCUUCAAUAUUCCCUACGUUUACUCGAGCGCACGCACCACAAUUCCCCGUGAAUAUGCCCAGUUAAUUGGCCCCAUAAUCGGAGCCACCAACUUUUUGAUACGGAACAUUUGUGGGUUUCUGGCUUUUAAGCGGAGUACGUGGACCACCUUCAUCUGUGGCGGCGGCCUGGUUUUCGGCGGAUCUUUCGUCUUCAUUAGCGCCUUCUAUGGUCAGGACUUGAUUUGGUUCCAGUUUCUAUACGGCAUUUGCUACGGUGUGGCACCAGCUGUAUUUGCGACCUUGCGAGGACUAAUUUAUGUGAAGUAUCUGGGCUUGUCCAAGCUGACCAACGCCUUUGGGAUCACCUCCUUGGCCAUGGGAUUAGGUGUCUUUCUUGGCACCUCGGUGGCCGGAGAAAUGGUGGGCAAUACGGGGGACUACACUGCUGCCUUCUGCUUCGCCGGACUGUGCCUCAUGGUGUCGGGAGUACUGAAACUAAUGCUACCCGCGUUAGUGAAGUGCCACUACCGAAAAGCCCAUUGAGGAAUCGGAUU
Molecule: messenger RNA, 2733 nt
Organism: Drosophila rhopaloa
Lineage: Eukaryota; Metazoa; Arthropoda; Insecta; Diptera; Drosophilidae
Gene: Targ
Exons: 7
Coding region: 32-2722 (896 amino acids)
Biological process (GO): transmembrane transport; monocarboxylic acid transport
Molecular function (GO): monocarboxylic acid transmembrane transporter activity
Source: RefSeq, a predicted model, not a curated record